AUCACUUGUAAGAAUUCUAUUGGAGAAAAAGAGAGAGAUGAGUGGACACGGGCAGGUCGUGUGUGUAACAGGAGCAUCUGGCUUCAUUGCUUCAUGGCUUGUCAAACUCUUGCUUCUCCGUGGUUACACUGUCCAUGCCACUGUUCGUGACCCAAAUGAUCAGAAAAAGGUUGAACAUUUGUUGGGGUUAGAAGGUGCAAAAGAAAGACUACACCUAUUUAAAGCAAAUUUAAUGGAAGAGGGUUCUUUUGAUUCUGCUAUUUCUGGCUGUCAUGGUGUUUUUCAUACUGCUUCUCCUGUUCCUUUUGCUGUCAAUGAUCCUCAGGCUGAUUUGAUUGAUCCAGCAAUCAAGGGAACAAUCAACGUUCUUACCUCUUGUAAAAAGUUUUCUUCCAUUAAAAGAGUGGUUUUGACAUCUUCAAUGGCUGCAGUUUUGUUCACUGGAAAGCCUCAAGCUCCUGAGGUUGUUGUCGAUGAAAGUUGGUUUUCUGAUCCAGAGUUGUGCAAGGAACCAAUUAUGUCCAUAUCGAUGUGGUAUAGGAUUUCCAAGACCUUGGCUGAAGAUGCUGCCUGGAAAUUUUGCAAAGAGAAUGGUAUCGAAAUGAUCUCAAUGAACCCAGGCAUGGUAAUAGGUCCUAUGUUGCAACCAACACUUAAUGGAUCUAUGGCUUUAUUUUUCAGCUGUGUCAAUGGGGCAAAAACAUUUCCAAAUGCAGCCUUUGGUUUGGUCCAUGUUAAGGAUGUGGCAACUGCACAUAUCUUAGCAUUUGAGGUCCCUUCAGCUUCUGGGAGGUAUGUUUUGGUCGAAACUGUUGCUCAUUUUUCUGAGGUCGUGAGGAUAUUACAAGAACUCUACCCCUCACUCCCACUUCCGGAUAAGUGUGCUGACGACAAACCUUUUGCACCAACAUACCAGGUUUCCAAAGAGAAAGUUAAAAGUUUGGGCAUAAGCUAUACUCCCUUUGAAGUAACCCUCAAAGAGACGGUUCAAAACUUGAUGGAUAAGGGCCUUUUGAGCUUUAAGUGUGACUAGGGGGGUACCGGGGCUUAAUAAUUAUUGAUGAAUGAACUGUCAUAAUCUCCGGAGGUGAAAGUCUGUCUUAAUUUGAGUUUAUAUUGAAUAACAAUGCUAAAUCUGAUCGUAUUGAGUUACCAUAGUGAAAUAAUUGCCAAGCUUGUGCUCUUGUUCUUUCCUUUUUAACUGUCUGGUUGGCGGGGGUGGGUGGGUGUUGGGGUUGAAUUUGAUAUAUACGAAAAGAUUUUAUGGCAACAAUUUUCACUUUUAAACGUAGAGACGAGUAUGAGCAUAGCCUUGGUAUUGGCAGCUGAGUUGAAGAACAUGACACCAAAAGAGCAAGAGUGAUUGCCUUUGUUAAAUUGGCUACCUGAUGUCAAAUUCAUCACACCUCCUGUCUUCAUGGUGUAGACUCCAGUGCAUGUUUUCAAA
Chenopodium quinoa (quinoa) is the source of this 1447-nucleotide messenger RNA. Its product is annotated as tetraketide alpha-pyrone reductase 1-like. The coding region runs from base 38 to 1033 and encodes 331 amino acids. Gene Ontology annotation, molecular function: oxidoreductase activity, acting on the CH-OH group of donors, NAD or NADP as acceptor. The transcript is spliced from 6 exons. The record is from RefSeq and is a predicted model, not a curated record. NCBI's taxonomy places the organism in Eukaryota, Viridiplantae, Streptophyta, Magnoliopsida, Caryophyllales, Amaranthaceae.